Molecule: messenger RNA, 741 nt
Organism: Nicotiana attenuata
Lineage: Eukaryota; Viridiplantae; Streptophyta; Magnoliopsida; Solanales; Solanaceae
Exons: 1
Coding region: 1-741 (246 amino acids)
Source: RefSeq, a predicted model, not a curated record
AUGGAACUAGGAGGAUCCAAACCAGCUGGUACUCCACUAGAAUCCAAUAUGAAACUCACAUCUGAAGUGUAUGAUUCUUUCAUCAAAGGAGACUCAGAUCCUGAAGCAACAAAAGAUGACAACUUAUUGGCAGAUCCAUGUCAAUAUCAGAGGCUCAUAGGAAGGUUAUUGUAUCUUACUAUGACUAGAAUUGAUAUUGCUUAUGCUGUGCAAGUGCUCAGUCAAAUUAUGCACAAGCCAAAGCAGUCACACCUUAAAGCUGCUCAUAGAGUUGUAAGAUACCUCAAGGCAGCUCCUGGUCUAGGUCUACUAAUGCCCUCAAACAUUUCUAGCACACUUGUAGCCUAUUGUGACUCAGAUUGGGGAGGUUGUUUACAAACUAGAAGAUAUGUUACAGGGUAUCUAGUAAAGUUUGGGGAAGCUACCAUAUCCUGGAAGUCGAAGAAACAGGACACAGUAGCUAGAAACUCAGCAGAGGCAGAAUUCAGAAGCAUGGCCUCCACAGUUGCUGAAUUGACUUGGUUAACAGGAUUGUACAAAGAGCUGGGAGUUGAUGUUAACUGGCCUAUCUUUCUAUAUUGUGACAGUAAAGCUGCGAUUCAGAUUGCAGCCAAUCCCAUUUUUCAUGAGAGAACGAAGCAUAUUGACAUUGACUGUCAUUUUGUUAGGGAGAAGAUUAUUCAAGGGAUGAUAAAGACUUUUCAUAUCUACCAAGGAACAACUAGCAGACUUACUAACUAA